AUGGCGACAUCUACUAACGGAAAAAUCUUAGCUACUGGCGGAUAUAAUUCUAGCGGCUAUUUGAAUAGUACCGAACUGUACGAUUCAUCAACAGAACUUUGGACGACGACUGGCAGUAUGAGUACUACACGAUGCUAUCUCGUGGCAACAAUACUAUCCAAUGGAAAAGUCUUGGUUGCUGGUGGAUAUGGCAUUAGUGGUGUUUCAAACAUUGCAGAGCUAUACGAUCCAUCGGCAGGACUUUGGACUACAACUGGUAGUAUCAACACUGCACGAUACGUACACACAGGCACAGUACUAACUAAUGGAAACGUCUUGAUUGCUGGUGGGUAUGGCUCUAUCGGCUAUUUGACUGGUUCACAAGAGUACGACUCAUCAACAAGAAUAUGGACAGCAACUGGGAACAUGACUACUGCACGAUAUCUGCACGGAGCAUCGAUGUUAAGUAGUGGAGUGAUCUUAGUUGCUGGCGGGGCCGUUGUUUCUGGCUAUACAAAUACUGCAAAACUAUAUACGUCUUAA
Rotaria socialis is the source of this 522-nucleotide messenger RNA. The record is from the annotation of a GenBank genome assembly. Lineage: Eukaryota; Metazoa; Rotifera; Eurotatoria; Philodinida; Philodinidae.